Molecule: messenger RNA, 939 nt
Organism: Periconia digitata
Lineage: Eukaryota; Fungi; Ascomycota; Dothideomycetes; Pleosporales; Periconiaceae
Source: the annotation of a GenBank genome assembly
AUGAUGUCACCUCACAUAUCAUUCUACGUGUACGAUGGAUUUUUCCCCGAUCUCACACCACGUACAUGGAAAGUUGAAUAUAAAGAAAUAAUCAUCAAGAUGAGUGCCCUGAAUAGCCGCGAAACUGUGCUGCAAAGUCUCCGGAAGCAAAUCGACGAUGGCAAAGUCAUUGUGGGGGCUGGCGCAGGAAUCGGUCUAUCUGCAAAAUUCAUAGAAGAAGGGGGCGGAGAUCUGAUCAUAAUAUACAACAGUGGGCGGUUUCGCAUGGCCGGUAGAGGCUCUCUGGCCGGCCUCAUGCCUUACGGAAACGCAAACGACGUGGUUCUGGAUAUGGCAAACGAAGUUCUUCCUGUAGUGAAGAAAACGCCAGUACUUGCUGGAGUGUGUGCGUCAGAUCCUUUUCGUUCCAUUGACAGAUUUCUGCAACAAUUGAAAGACCUGGGUUUCGCAGGCGUUCAAAACUUCCCGACCGUCGGCUUGAUUGACGGCCAGUUUCGUCAAAAUCUGGAAGAAACAGGAAUGGGCUAUGAUAAUGAGGUCGAGAUGAUACGGAAAGCUAGACAAUUGGGUCUUUUGACCACACCGUAUGCGUUCAAUACAGACGAAGCGAAGAAGAUGGCGGACGCUGGCGCUGAUGUUAUCGUCGCCCAUAUGGGACUCACUACGUCUGGGAGCAUCGGAGCAACCAGUGGAAAGAGUCUGGAUGACUCUGUGAAGCUUGUUCAAGAGAUUAGAGAUGUCGCAGCCGCUGUCAACGAGGCCAUCAUUGUACUGUGUCACGGAGGACCAAUCGCUAAACCAGAGGACGCCGAGUACGUGAUCAGCAGAACCAAAGGCGUGCAUGGAUUCUAUGGUGCGAGCUCCAUGGAGAGACUUCCUGUCGAGGAAGCUAUUACAAACAUUACGAGGUCGUUCAAAGAAUUGAAACCAGGACAGUAA